Messenger RNA from Wyeomyia smithii (pitcher-plant mosquito), 3320 nucleotides. Its product is annotated as myosin heavy chain, striated muscle-like. The coding region runs from base 14 to 3166 and encodes 1050 amino acids. The record is from RefSeq and is a predicted model, not a curated record. The transcript is spliced from 4 exons. NCBI's taxonomy places the organism in Eukaryota, Metazoa, Arthropoda, Insecta, Diptera, Culicidae.
UGAUGCCCAAAACAUGUCAUACACCACCCAGAGGGACUUCUUCAAUGUGACGUUUCGCAAUGAAGAACCCAAACCGCCGGAACGCAAGCGUAGCGAUGGAGCACUGAUGACCUACGAGUUCUGUACCGAUGGUAGAGCGUGGGCAUUGGAUAAGAAGAAACGGUCCAAUUAUAUUCUGGACGUAGUUCACAAGGCUCGGUUUAAAAAAGCUAUGCUUCACCCCGAAGGUCAGUUCGAAUUAACCAGAGACUAUCUGGUCAACAUGGAAGUACACGAUCUGGCGGAUUACAUCCUUAGUUUACAGGCAGAGGUCAGGCGAAAAAAUGAAACCGUCCAGCAGCUGGACGGUCGACUACAAGCCGUACAACAAAACUCACAGGAUUUUGAUGUGAUCCAGCGACAGUCAGCCAUUUUGGAACAGGAGCGUAGCGAAUUCGAACAGCAAAUUAGCGAUCUGGAGGAAGUGAUCGUAAGUUUAAAGGAUCGAGCCGAUCGAUACGAUCUGCUAGCGAAAGAAAACAACCUUCUGCGGUGUCAGCUGCAGAAACAACAACUGGAAGUUACCGACAAAGUGCGACUUGCUAAUGCCGAGGCGGAAGCUAGUUUCAACCGUAUGCGAGCCAAAGACUGUGAACGACUAGAGGCUGAAUUGGUGAUCUUUAAAGCGCAAUACGAGGACUUGCGCAAACAGAAGCGUGAGUUAAAGGAACAGCUGGAAGCUGCUUUCAUCAAUCAUGAUCGAGUUGCGGACUUGAAACGUCAACUUGCUAACGAACAAGCACAGCGGGAACAGGCUGAGGAAGCUAUGGAACAUUUGUUGAAUCUCUACGAUAAGCAAUAUCAAGAAAUGCAACAUAGAAGUGAAUUUACGUCAGCUGCUAGGCAGCGCUCGGAAAGUAUAAGAAGAGAUGAACGGAUUAACGAGGAGCACUUGACCGAAAGAAUUACUUAUCAAGCUGAUUCACAACCUUUAAGGUCCAUUGAGGAAGACAGUUGCGCAAACUGUAAACGAUUGGAAAGAGAGAUUGCUGAUCUGAACCAGAGUCAUCAGAAGAGAGAGAAACGAAAUGAAGAAGAACGUCAAUCUUUGGUUAAUGAACUACAAUCAUUGCGACAGCAAAUGCAGUCAUCCUCUGGGUUGGACGAAUCUGUCGAACAGGCCCGACAGCUCGCUGAGCAACUUCGCAAGUGUCAAGCUGAACUUGAAGCUGAAUUAGCGAACAAGAAAACUCUUCAAAAUGAAUUUGAAGUGCUUGAAAACGAGUUAUCAGACGUUCGUGCGAAACUCCAAGAGGAAGGCAAGAAGGCGGAACAGUUGACAGCAGACCUGACAGCAGCUCAAAAUAUAAUUCAGGAACUUGAACAGCUGAACAAAACCGAAUCUGCUGUACUUUCAGCCGAUCGUGGCUCUGCAAACUCGCAAAUAGAAGAAUUGCAACAACAACUCAAACAAGUAAAAAAAGAAUUAUCUCAAAAGGCCGAGCUGUUGGAAAAGAUGUCCGUACAGAACACUCAACUGCAAGCAGCGGCUUCUGACCAGCAAACCAAGAUCAACAACCUGGAACAAGCACAGCAGCAAAAGUUGGCCGAGCUGGAAGCUUCCGAAUCUGAACUUCAGAAAGCUAGACAAGAGUUUAUUCGGCAGGCUAGCGACUCAGGUGAUAGUUCCGCACUAAAAGCGCUCGAAAAUUUCAACAGUGAACUGCAGCAACAAGUUAACCGUUUGAAGCAGGAACUGGACGCCGCUUAUGCUAGUAACAAGCAGCUGAUAGAGAAUGCAGGUGAACAAGGAAAACUGAUGGAAACUGUGGCUGCGCUACAAGCGGAACUUCAGGCAGCUAACAAUACGCUGGAGGCGAAGGAAGCCGAAAUCAGCCGCUUGGCAGAGGAAGUUGCAACAGUCGAAUCUGUGCAGUUAAAAACCGAUGCUCCUACACUUGAUGCUCAUUUGUUAUCAACUGAACCAGCAGAUGAGUCACUUAGAGUUGAAGCAGCUUUACUAACUACAGUAUCAGACGACGUAGCUAAAGUGGAUGUACCUCUAGUGGAUUCGAGCUUACCGUCAGUGAGAGCAGAUAAUCUUCUACCUUCAAUUGAUACUAGUUUGAAAUCAGCAGAAGCAAUCGACUCUGCUUCUGCCGGAAAAACUGAGCUAGAUGAUACGCUACAAAAAAAUCAAACAGAAAUUGAAGAUCUUCAAGCUAAACUAUCCGCAGACCAACAAAGAAUAUUUGAUUUUGAACAAAAAGAUGCAGGUCCUGAGAAAGACAUGACAGAAAACGAGGAUGAAAUAAUCGAUCAAAUUAACCAAAUUAUUACCAGCGAAAAAGAUUCCCCCAUAGCUGAUGCUACGUUAGAAGAUGUUGAUGAAAAAUCGGUACAUUCCAGUGGGGACGAAGGGGAUGAAGAAUCGGAAUCCACAUCAGAAGUGGAAAAAGAAACGGAAGAUGCUGCAGAAGCAAGAAAACUAUCCAUUACAGCCGAUGAAGUAAUAAACCGUUUGAACGAAAGCUUUGCCGGGAUUGGUGAUACUGUUUCCCUUGAGUAUGCCGAUCCUUGCAGGACUAAAGUUAUUGCGAUGAAGAUUGUCAAGCAUGGUAUCAAUAUCCUAGUCCUUCCGGAGUUGGACCACCUUCACCGGGAGAUUUACCGAGCCACGCUGGAACGCUACCUUAUGUUGGGAAAAACUGUCCAAGUGUUGGACGAUGCCUUCUGCGACAACUGCAACAUACUGCAUACGAUGCAAUCGAUGGGAAACAACGAGCUGAUGGCUAUGAUAGCACCCUCUGCUCAGGUUCCGGCUUCUAAUCCACUGCUGCUGGAUGACGAAAUCCCCACCAGAUUACCUCCAGAACCAGCAUGGAAGCGUAAGCUUCCUAUACCCGAGCUUAACUCAACACCCGCACCAGAAAAACAACCAGAACAGAAAUCGAGAGCCAAAACGGCUGAUGACGCUGAAACACGAGUGUUUUCUUUGUUUACAAAGGGCUCAGCAGUACCAGCUGGGCAACAUUCGGUUAGGGCGAAAAAACCUGACGAACGUUUGCUGAUUGACCGAUGUCGAACGCUUCCAUGGAGAGCCCCAAGAACUCCAACGGAAGUUGUGAUUAGUAGCAACCUUGCCGAUGGCUCGCAGUUGGUUGCUAGACAGAAGCGGCACAUGUAGAGAGACAAUUCCAAUUUCUAUGGUCAGAAUUCGAGUUGUUUUUUUAGUUAGCAGAGAAGGGAAAUUUUUAGAAACAUUUUGAAAUAGUAGUGAACUGAAUAGAUUCUAGUCAGUUUUUCACCGGUUGUAUUUGCUAGAAGAGUUUACAAAAUAU